GUUAAAGCAGGGGCGCGAGUCGGCCGACGGCCCCGUUGCAUGGGGUGCUUGCUGGACGGUGAAGACGAGAGCUCUCGCCUCAAAGGUUCAGUCCCCAACGCUUGCACAUUUGCCCUAAACGCAAUACUCCCCAACAACACAAAUAUACCACACCUCUAUACGCGAGAAUGUCGAGUUGCGUCGUGUGCGCGGCCGCAGCGGUCGUUUGGUGCCAGAAUGACAAGGCGCUGCUUUGCAAGGACUGCGAUGUGCGCAUCCACACCAGCAACGCGGUCGCUGCGCGCCAUACCCGCUUCGUGCCCUGCCAGGGCUGCAACAAGGCCGGUGCUGCGCUCUACUGCAAGUGCGACGCCGCGCACAUGUGCGAGGCUUGCCACAGCUCCAACCCCCUAGCUGCUACGCACGAGACCGAGCCGGUGGCGCCGCUGCCGUCAGUCGAGCAGGGCGCUGCACCGGAGCCUCAGGUCCUGAACAUGCCCUGCGAGUCUGUGGCGCAGUCUGCGGCCAGCCCCGCGGCUUGGUUUGUGGACGACGAGAAGAUGGGCACGACCAGCUUCUUUGAUGCGCCUGCGGUGCUGUCGCCCUCGGGCAGCGAGGCCGUGGUGCCCGUCAUGUCCGCCCCUAUCGAGGACGAGUUUGCAUUCGCGGCCGCCCCGGCGACGUUCAAGGAAAUCAAGGACAAGCUCGAGUUCGAGGCUCUGGACCUGGACAACAACUGGCUCGACAUGGGCUUCGAUUUCACUGAUAUCCUGUCCGACGGCCCCUCUGAUGUGGGCCUGGUCCCCACCUUCGAUGCCGUCGAUGAGGCCGCGGAUGCCGUGGCUGACGCUAUCGUGCCCACCUUCGAGGAGGAGCAGCCCCAGUUACAGCAGCAGGAGCCCCUGGUGCUGGCUCCCGCCCCGGAGGAGUCGGCUGCUAGCCGCAAGCGCGCUGCCGCCGAGGAGGCCGCGGAGGAGCCGGCCGCCAAGGUGCCGGCCCUGACUCACCAGGCGCUGCUGCAGGCGCAGGCCGCCGCCUUCCAGGCCGUGCCCCAGGCGUCAGCGCUGUUCUUCCAGCCGCAGAUGCUGGCCGCGCUGCCGCACCUGCCGCUGCUGCAGCAGCCCAUGAUGCCGGCAGCCGUCGCCCCGGCGCCCGUGCCCAAGAGCGGCAGCGCCGCCGCCAGCGCGGCCCUCGCCGCCGGUGCCAACCUGACUCGCGAGCAGCGCGUGGCGCGCUACCGCGAGAAGCGGAAGAACCGCUCUUUCGCCAAGACCAUCCGCUACGCUUCCCGCAAGGCGUAUGCGGAGAUCCGCCCCCGCAUUAAGGGCCGCUUCGCCAAGAAGGAGGAGAUUGAGGCCUGGAAGGCGGCGCACGGCGGCGACGACGCCAUUGUUCCCGAGGUCCUGGACGCUGAGUGCUAAGGAAGCUGACUAACCUCGCGUCGGGUGUGCGCGCGGACCGGAUUUGAGGAGUGGCAUGACUACGUGGUUACGUGCAUGGGGAUGCAUUGGGGGAUAGUGUGCUGCGCUGCGGGCGAGGGGCGCACAGCGGUGUGAUGGGAGCCGAUAUUGCCCUGUCGGGGUGAGGGCGCCAGUCAGCCACUCACAGGGCUAAGCCGCUGGGUGCAGCUGCUACUUUCAUCGAUCUCCCUUUUCAAGUCUUAAUAUGGUUGUUAAUUGUUUUGUUGAAGACGCGAUUUAGUUCAAGGCCUAUAAGCGCCCCUGUGCAGGCGAUUUCAUAUUUUCGGCGGCCGGCGGGCGCUGGUGCGCGUCUGCGGUGCCCCCGCCACUGCGGGAAUAGCCAGGCAGUCAGUCCUGGGCCUCUGUGGCUAUUCGGACUGGCCAAGAAAUCUUAGCUGGCUUGGGGCGCGAACAUGUAGCGCGGUGUUUUCGCUUGAUGGCGUCGAAUACGAGAGUUCAAGUUAUAGCUGGUCCCGUGCGCCGGGCGCACGGCGAUGUACCAUUGGCUUUGGGCUGCAUGCGCGCCGACCGCGAUCUUGUGGAUCAUGGUUGUGCGGUUUUGUUCGCGGAGGGGUGUGGACCUUUUGGCCGCCUGGGGGCCGAGGAAUGUCAAAUUCUGCGCAGCUCUGUCUUGAGCGAAGGCUGCUGGAAGUACUGGAUGUGCGAGGUGUGAGUUUUUUAAGUGUGGGUAUAGCUGAGCGAUUUUAACUCGGCGCAGGGCAACGGCUCCGCGCUGCUGACAGGAGCCUUGAAUCGGCAUCUGAUCAUUGAACACCAACGGCAAGGCGCAUCGGCCGCUGCGCUGCAUAACCGUGUAGGGCAGGGAUUACCACGUGUUUGAUUUAUCAGAUCCUGAGGAAGGGAGGGGCAUGUAUGCCGCAUGGCACGGCGCUGUGCAGGUAGGCGGCGAAUGCGUUGUGUGUCACUGGGAUUGCCUGUACAGCCGCGAACUGUGUCGGCGGGAUCACUGUGGCGUCAACGCAUUGUGUGCGGUGUGAAGGCCAUUGGAGCGGAUGGCCAGUCGGUGCAGAAUGGCAGGCUGCACAGUUUUCAGACGACCCCGUAUCAGAGCCUGAUCGGACAUGGCGGUUGCUGGGGCUCGAGAGAGAACAAAGCCUGCCCCCGUGGCACGGCACGAGAGAAGAGUGAGAAUCGCGAGAGUGAGUGAAUCAUGAGCUUGGUGCUUACGCGUUGCUCAGGGGCACCAGCUGGCGAUGCUGGUGGGGAGAAGACAACACGAUUACACGUUCGAUGUGGUUGAUGGGUGAUGUGGUUGACACGGAUUGGUUCAUGGAUGUUGCUUUGUUCGCAGCAUGUAUUGGAUGCCCGCCAUCAUUCGAGGCGCCCGAUACAACACUUGGCGUCCACAGUUCACAAGGAUGAUGGCCAACACUUUAAUGAUCUAGUUGGUCGAGUGACGAGUCGCUCUUUCUCUGCUGGCCCCACGCCAGAAUCUAACCAGACGUCCUGGCUGGUUCCCGGUGGUGAGACAGAGUGCGACAUCUCAAGAAGGGACAAUCCGAGCAAACGAAGGCGCACCGUAUGCCGUUGCAGCGCGGUGCUGCCUUGACUGUCUCAUUGCCCUGGUUCCGCUU
Messenger RNA from Chlamydomonas reinhardtii, 3034 nucleotides. RefSeq lists its product as uncharacterized. Gene Ontology annotation, biological process: regulation of flower development. The transcript has 5 exons. Gene Ontology annotation, molecular function: zinc ion binding; protein binding. The record is from RefSeq and is a predicted model, not a curated record. Gene Ontology annotation, cellular component: nucleus. The coding region runs from base 168 to 1400 and encodes 410 amino acids. Lineage: Eukaryota; Viridiplantae; Chlorophyta; Chlorophyceae; Chlamydomonadales; Chlamydomonadaceae.